Messenger RNA from Sorghum bicolor (sorghum), 3094 nucleotides. Its product is annotated as SWI/SNF complex subunit SWI3D. The transcript is spliced from 7 exons. Gene Ontology annotation, molecular function: protein binding; zinc ion binding. Lineage: Eukaryota; Viridiplantae; Streptophyta; Magnoliopsida; Poales; Poaceae. The coding region runs from base 59 to 2770 and encodes 903 amino acids. The record is from RefSeq and is a predicted model, not a curated record.
CUCCAGUACACUCCACAGUAGCGCACACGCAUUCCACGCUCCAGUGCUCCGCUUCAGUAUGGAGCCCAAACCCUCGCCGCCGCCACCGCCGCCGGCCGCCCCUUCGCGCCGCCGCGGGGCAGCGACCAAGCGCAAGGAGAGGGCCGCAUCCGCAGCGCCCUCCGUGUCCCCGUCGCCGAAACGCCAGGCCCGGGAUUGCGGGCCCGUCGACCCGCCGUCCCUCCCGCCGCCUCAACCGCGGAGUCGCCAGCCGGCACGCAAGCCGCGGCGCACGCCCGCACGCAAGAAAUCGACGCAGCGCUCCGUGAAGCCGCCGCCCAUGCAGGAGGAGGAGGAGGGCCCGCCGCCGCCGCCGCCACCACCACCACCACCGCCGCCGCCGCCGCCGGUGCCGCCACCACGGCCGUCGCGGGAGAAGGAAAUCGAGGCCGUUCUGUCCCGCGGCGCUGGCGUCCACGUCGUACCCACCUUCGCCGGAUGGUUUUCGUGGAAGGAAAUUCACCCCAUCGAGAAGCAAAUGUUGGCUACAUUUUUUGAUGGGAAAUCAGAGAGACGGACACCUGAGAUAUACUUAGGGAUUAGAAAUUUAAUCAUGAACAAGUUUCACUUUAAUCCUGAAGUGCAUCUGGAGUCCAAAGAUUUGUGUGAGUUGUCAAUUGGGGAGAUGGAUGCUCGUCUGGCAAUCUUGGAGUUUUUGGCCCAUUGGGGCUUAGUUAAUUUCCACCCUUUUCCACCAGUUACACAGGAACGCAAGCUGGUUGAGAGUAAAAGUAGUGCUGAGAUAGAGGAUGAAAUUUCUUUGGUUGAGAAGUUAUUUCAGUUUGAAACAGUUCAUUCGUACCUGGUACCUGUUUCAAAGAAAGUUGAAGCAAUAUCUCCAGUUCAGUUCACUAGCUUGCUCUCUGAGCCUACCCUAGCUGAAAAUGCGAUAGGUGCAGCUGAGUCUUCUGUUGAGUAUCAUUGCAACUCCUGCUCAGUUGAUUGUUCAAGAAAGCGUUAUCAUUGUAGGACUCAGGUAGACUUUGAUUUUUGUUCUGAGUGCUACAAUGAAGGAAAAUUUGAUGAAGGCAUGUCGAAAGCUGAUUUCAUCCUUAUGGAAUCUGCAGAAGUUCCAGGGUCUGGUGGUUCGAACUGGACUGACCAGGAGAUAUUGCUUCUUUUGGAAGCGUUAGAAAUUUUCAAAGGAAAACAAUGGGGUGAGAUUGCUGAGCAUGUUGCUACAAAAACAAAAGAACAGUGCAUGUUAUACUUCCUUCAAAUGCCAAUUUCUGAACCAUUUCUAGAUGGUGAAGAUUUCAAUGAAACACCCCAGAAGAUCACAGAACAGGAUUUAGAAAUUGGUCCUUCUGAUGUACCUGACGAAAUGGAUGUAGAUGGCAAUGCAGAAGGAAAAGAGAGCACUGAUGAAAAAGCUUACAAGAAAGCAAAUUCUAUUUCUUCAGAAACAAGAACAAAAUUAGCUGACCAAAAUGUUUCUGAGAAAGAGGAUACCAUGGAUGCAGGUGGUGAUGAUCUAGUUGCUUCCAUUGAUGAUGAAUCAAAUAAAUCUUCAUUGAUGGAUCCUGCACAUGAGAAAAUUUCUGCUAAUGCUGAUGUCUCUGGGGAACACACAUCCAACUUUGUUAUUGAUGUCCUGAGAUCUACUUUUGAAGCAGUUGAUCACUUUCUGGGCCAAGAGGACUUGGGUUCAUUUGCUGAAGCGGGAAAUCCUGUGAUGGCACUAGCUGCAUUUUUUGCUUCUCUUGCUGAACAUGAUGAUGCUGUUUCUUCAUGCUGUAGUUCAUUGAGAGCUAUAUCAGAGAUAUCUCCUGCUCUCCAACUGGCAACUGAACACUGUUUUAUUCUUCCAGAUCCACCAAGUGACCUCAAAGAUCCAACUUCCACUUUCAGUGCUUGCACAGGCAGUGAGUGCCAAGAAAAUGAUUUAGGUCUCAAAAAGGAGAAUGCUACAUUCAUCUCACAGAAAGAGCACCCGGAAUUAUCUGACACAAAGGAAAGAGGUCCCGAUGCAGAGGCCAAAUCCAACAGCUCAAAGGAUUCUGAUAAUCCAAUUGCUACGGUGGACUGUAGUGUAGCAUCUGAUAAGAUGAGAGAUGGGUGUAAUGCUAAUGCCAUUUCAUGUUCAGCUACUUCAAAUAAUGCAACUGAACCUAGUUCCAUAGCUUCCCAAGAAGCCAGUGCAGCAAGUACAAAGGACACAACUAACCCUGAACAAGUUGAAGGGGACAAACCAGGUUCUGAGGAAUUACCAGCUGUUGUUUCACCUUCACAAGAGAAGACAGAGCCCAAGAAGAUUGAACGUGCACCUGCUGCCUCGUCUAGUAUACAACAGUCUGAGUGCAAGCAAACUGGAAAUGGCAACAGUGAAGAACCUAAAAGCAAUGAAAACAUUGCGUCCGAUGAUGAUCCCAUAAUAAGGCUACAGCGAGCGGCUGGUACUGCCAUUUCAGCAGCUGCAGUGAAGGCUAAGUUUCUUGCGGAACAGGAGGAGGGUUAUAUUCGGCAAUUAGCUGCACUUGUGAUCGAAAAGCAGUUUCAGAAGAUACAAACAAAAAUGUCGUUUCUCACUGAAGUUGAAAACUUGGUCUUACGAUCGAGAGAAUCAACAGAGAGGAUGCGGAAGAAGCUUAUGUUGGAGCGGAACAUGAUAAUUGCUUCCCGAAUGGGUGCAGCUGCUGCCGCCGCGGCUUCCAGAACAAACCAGCAGGGGGCUCCGGGGACUAGACUCCCAGUAGGGUAUGCCUUGAAUCCGCAGCUGAGGCGCCCUUGAAGCCUAGGUGCUGUGUUGAUCCGCUGAUCCAACCUUGAAACAAGUAUAUAUAUGAUUUAGGCCCGGCUUAUGUAGGGGUGCUAAUCCGCCAUGUAUAAAUGCAGUGUUAGUGUUACCGUUGUCUAGUGUAACUUUGGGCUUCUGAGGUCAAGCUAAGGUAGUAGUAAGGUGUGGCUACAAUGAACCAACCCCCUGUUCUCAGCUUGAUGCCAUGUCAUGGUUAACUUGUAGGUAGAAUUUAUGUAGGAAUAAAAUCUCACCUGUUUUUUAUUCGUAUUAGUAUUACAUUGGUUUAAGAUCUACUAGGCUUUGAUGCUCAUCACA